UAACGUUAUGAACGUUAGAAGAAAUACGUCAUCGCCAAGAAUGUACGUUGGUCCGUCAUGUAGUGUUUGUGUGUUAAGUGUACUGUAUUCGUUUGCCUGUGUCAGGCUUCUGGUGGGACUUGGUCUUGCUCAGGCUUGUAAUGGAAUGGUUGUUAUACAAGCAUAGUAAACUGCGUGUGCCCCAAAGAAGGCUAACUUUGACUAAAGUGCUGCUCUACGUUUACUUCUGCGGCUGUGUUUUCAGCAGUGUCAUGGACAGGUUUAUAACAAAGCAGCCAGGGUCUCAGGGAAAAAGGAAGCUUGGAUUGCUCCAAGUCGAAUUAGGGGCGGAUAAAGACUGUACCAGUACCGAUGACCUGAGUGGCGGCCCAAGUGCCAGCAAGAAGUGCAGGAACGAUGGAGCGGUUGACACAAAAUUUAAAUGGAAAAAGAUAGAAUCCUAUGGACUGGACUGCGACUACGGGCAGUUAUUUAUUAAACCUGAGGCAGAUGAUAUUUUCCAGCAGUUAGAAAAGGAGGUGGAAUAUCUUUCUGGUGACCUCACCAAGAUAAAAGUUCAUGGAAAAUGGCAUGACAUUCCCAGAAAACAAGCAGCCUAUGGAGAUCCUAACUUGACAUACACGUAUUCUGGAGUUACACUGUCUCCCAAGCCAUGGAUACCUGUACUGGAAUUCAUUAGAUCUAGGCUCACUGAAGCUACUGGAUAUACUUUUAAUUUUGUCCUCGUUAACAGGUAUAAUGAUGGACGUGAUCACAUGGGUGAACAUCGUGAUGACGAGAAGGAAAUGGAAGAGACGAGUCCCAUUGCCUCUGUGUCCUUUGGAGCUUGCAGGGAUUUCUUUUUUCGUCACAUGGCAUCCCGUGGAAAGAGUGCAACCUGUAGAAUAGAGCCCAUUAAAGUACAGCUGGAACAUGGCAGCUUACUGAUGAUGAACUACCCAACCAAUGUGUACUGGUAUCACAGCCUUCCUGUUCGGAAAACUGUAAAAACAUCAAGGAUCAACUUGACAUUUCGCAGAGUUAUACCAGUAAAGGAGAAACCAGAAAAGAAAUAAGAUCAUCAGAGACUAUUUUACUUUCCCACUGCAGAUUUUACUUACCAGUCCUACUGCCAUAAUGCAAGAAUAACUGCAACAGCUCAGUUGUGGAGAAUGAAAACCAUAAAGACUUGCUUUUGAUACAGUCUGGUGAAGAUAAAUAGCAUCACCAGUUUAGCUGCCUGGUUUGAUCCUGAUAACCACUCGUUUCAGGCUGUAUGCCAUAGCAUUUAAUCAGACUGAGCUACUGUUUAUAACAUGUGGGAAAGCAGAAGUGGCAAUUCAGAGAAGUAAGCUAAAGGAGUGCUAGGCUUAACAUUUUCAGAACUGGGUCUGAGUCCGAUUAGCUUGCCUUCAGAAUGUUAUUUGAAAUGGUAUCAGAUUAUUUUCUGUUGAACUACAUGUUUUUUCUCACAAGUGAUUGUGUCAUCUGUAUCAUUUUAUGUUUGAGAGUAAAUACCUUACCCAUUAGGGAAAUGUAAAGCAAGCAGUAUUUCUUGUUCAGUACUUCAAAGAAUUCUAUUUAGUGAGGGUGCAAAAAGUUGUAUGCAGCUAUGACUUCUGCUUCUGUAGAGUAUGCAUCAAAGGAUUACCAUUUUUAAAGCCUUACAACAGCAGGCUGGCAUUCACUUAGCAUGAUUGCUGCCAUAGAAAUGUUUAAAAUCAUGUGUGUUAACAGGAAUAAAGCCCUGAUUUUAUCCCACAGUGUCUGAAUUCAACUAGCAGCUUAAAUGCCAGAGGAGUUAAAAUUGGGAGGGGUGGGAGGAGGAAUGGCUAAUACUUGCUUACUCACCUUGGGAGGCAGGGUGCCCCAGUUGGUCCUAGGGGAGGUCAAUGACCUGCAUUUGCAUUAGUGCUACACAGUACUGUAACCAGGAAAGGCAAAUAUGUAAACAUGCAUGUCCUCAGAUGAAAGCGCAUAGUGAAGUCAUGGUCAGGCAAGGGAUUUUGAAGCUUAAGAGACAACAUCCAUAUCUACCCCAUGGAUGUUCCUGAUUGUCCCCAAGGGAAUGGGCAGGACAAUAUGGCUCUUGGUCAUGGGAGAACUAAAAGAUCUGGGGAAAAAAGUUAGAUAACCAGUGUGGUGAUCCAAAAAAAAAAAAAAAACAUAGUUGAGAGGAAAUCGAGCUGGUAGGUUACUGACUACUGAAUUCUGCAUAAAAAAGGGGGCUAUAUUAGAAUGCCGAAACCUCACUUACGCGAAUCCUGAAAGGCCAACACAUACACAGCGAACUGCAAGAACACCAAACGUCCUUAAGUGCGAAAUUCAAAAUAUUGAAUUGCUAUACUUGGCCAACUCCACUGCCCGCUACGUAUUGCCUACCUAAACAAAAUAAAUAUGAAUGUAUUAGUAUAUAUGCACUUACCUUAACCUGCACCCUAACCUUAAGGUCAGUAACUAUUGCACAUUUACGUUAGGGAGCUAUACCGGAUAAGGGAAUUUCCUAAUGAUGUUUUAGCUCACUAAACAUGGUGUGGACAACUAUGGCUAUUUGGUAUUUUGAAUUUCGCGCUUAAGGACGUUCGGUGUUCACGUGGUUCGCUGUUUGUGUCGGCCUUUCGGGAUUCACAUAAGUGAGGUUUCUUCAUUCUAAUAUAGACCCUAAAAAAGUACCACAAUGAAAGUUGCAAAUUCAUUGUGAGAUUAGACAUCAUUCAUUUGCUAGGUAUUAGAGUUAUAAUGUGCCUAAGUUAUGAAACGACAGCAUGCACUUGGAAUGCAUUCUCCUGAGACUGGAGUCAACAUAAUAUCAAAACAGGUGAUGCGACAUCAAUGCAAAAAUAUGGCUAAUGCUAAAGGUGCUGCAGUAACCUUUUGUAGUGUAUAAUUACACUGUAAAUCUACUGCAGUUAGUUUGCAGCUUAAGUUUGUAAUAAUCUGAUUUGAUGCAGAAGGGGUUGCAGUUUGACGGUGUUGUAGCACAGACUAAAUGUUUUCAUUUCCUUAUGAUCUUUGCUCCUAACUCCAGAGAUUCUUGAUGCAAUAAGUCCCAAGGAAAUGGUUUUACAUACUCCUCUGAUAUUGGUGAUUAUCACUUUCAAGCUCAUGGUUUCAUUUGUGAACUGCUGGUCUGAUAUAACCAAAGAGUGAUACUUAAUAAAAAUUGCGUUAUUUGCUAAUUAA
This is a messenger RNA of Protopterus annectens (West African lungfish), 3162 nucleotides long. RefSeq names its product alkB homolog 2, alpha-ketoglutarate dependent dioxygenase (gene ALKBH2). The transcript has 3 exons. The record is from RefSeq and is a predicted model, not a curated record. Gene Ontology annotation, biological process: DNA repair. Lineage: Eukaryota; Metazoa; Chordata; Ceratodontiformes; Protopteridae. The coding region runs from base 141 to 1055 and encodes 304 amino acids.